This is a messenger RNA of Podarcis raffonei (Aeolian wall lizard), 2477 nucleotides long. It is a transcript of the gene MAP1LC3B, whose product is annotated as microtubule associated protein 1 light chain 3 beta. Gene Ontology annotation, molecular function: ubiquitin protein ligase binding. Gene Ontology annotation, cellular component: cytosol; autophagosome; autophagosome membrane. NCBI's taxonomy places the organism in Eukaryota, Metazoa, Chordata, Lepidosauria, Squamata, Lacertidae. The coding region runs from base 107 to 481 and encodes 124 amino acids. The transcript is spliced from 4 exons. Gene Ontology annotation, biological process: autophagosome assembly; autophagy of mitochondrion; macroautophagy. The record is from RefSeq and is a predicted model, not a curated record.
CGUCGGUCAGCUGAUCGCGGACGAGGGUUUUGGUGUGGAUGGUCCGCGCCGCUGAGAGGGGAGAGAGUCGAAGGAGGUGGAGGAGGAGCCAGUCGCCGCCGCCGCGAUGCCCUCGGAAAAGAGCUUCAAGCAGCGACGCACUUUCGAACAAAGAGUAGAAGAUGUCAGACUUAUUCGAGAGCAGCAUCCUACAAAGAUACCAGUAAUCAUUGAAAGGUAUAAAGGAGAAAAGCAACUUCCCAUUCUGGAUAAAACAAAGUUUCUGGUCCCAGAUCAUGUCAACAUGAGUGAGCUGAUCAAGAUUAUCAGGCGUCGGCUGCAGCUAAAUUCCAAUCAAGCUUUCUUCUUACUGGUGAAUGGACACAGCAUGGUGAGCGUUUCAACACCAAUUUCGGAGGUGUAUGAAAGUGAAAAGGACGAGGACGGAUUCCUGUACAUGGUGUAUGCCUCUCAGGAAACAUUUGGAAUGAAAUCUGUGUAAACCAUCCCCAGUGGCUUGUAGCCUAGGAUAGUUUUUACCCCUCCCUCCCACAGGAAAAAACAAAGGGAUGUCACCAACCUGCUCACAGUAGUUGUGCUUAGCGGGUGUUCUCACCGUACUGUUUUAUUUGUGAAUAUUGAACAGAUGAGUGCCAGUAUAGACAAGCAGCGCAGCUUUGUAGACCUGCUAUAAAAUUUGCACAGGCACAUUUGCUUUAAGCCUCUGGAAUUUUAAACUAUACUGUAUGUGUGUGUGUGUUAAGUUGCCAAUAAAAGGGAUGUUUGCAUUAAUCAUAGAAAAUGGGCUAGCAUUUAGCAGCAAACUGAAAUACUUGCGUGUGACAUCUCAUAAUGUUAAGUCAUGUUUCAGCUCCCGAAAACUGCUUUUUAAGAAAGGGAACAAAUAGGAGUAAUGGUCUGCUUCUUUUAACCUUUUUUGAUAGAUCAGUGCAUGUGAUGAAAGGGGCGGGCAUUAAUUCAUUGGUACUGUUACCUUAGAAGGCAAAACAUCAGAUUGCUAAUUAUUAUUAUAUACCAAACAUCACAGCUUUAUGCUAGUUUUAGGAAAUAUAUACAUAACUGUUGUCAAAGAAAAGCUUCAGUCUACCCAGAGUUUGGUAUUCUGUUCUACACUUUGUUAAAUUUAUUCUAAUUAAAUCAACCCAAACCCUCAGCAAAGAGGACUUCAUUUUGUCAGUCAGAAAGCAUUGGGAGGUAGCAGGGUUUUAAGAUUAGCCAAUUGCCAAAGUAAUACAGUAAACAUUGGCAAGCCUCACAGCUGUUGAUGUUUCUUUAUAUUUAGCAUAUUAACCUCGCUACCCAAGUUCUUGAUUUUCAUUGAAAUACAUGAAGAACAUUUUUGUAUUUCCUCAUUGGCAGAAAGUCCUUGUUUCCUUUAGCUGCAUUUCAAACUAUCAAAACUCAAAAAGAUUUUCCCUUUGUUUUAGACUGGGCAAUAUCUAAAGUUGCAAAGAAGCUUGAUCACUGCUUCCAGUUGCAUAGGGAAUUAAAUUUUGCAGUAAACAGGGUAUGUCCUGUGCAAAAGGAAAGUAAUUCAGAUAGUGUCCUGCUUCCCCAUUUGUUAUACAGUGAAAUGUAGUAAGCUAAGACUUAUCCUUGUAUAUUAAUGCAUGUGAAUUUAAUUAUAUGUUAUAGCAAACAAAUUUUUAUUAUGUGGAGAAAAGAGGCUAAAUCUUGACAUGCUGUAAAAUAUCAAUAUGACAUGCAGUUUCUACCUUUGCAUGCAUCUGUUCAAUCCUUGCUUCUAACAAGUUCACUGUGAGCUUUUACUUCACUGUAAAAUUUUUAAGUCUUCUGUUCAGUUACUAUUUCUUCAUAAGACAGCCAUCCUUACAAUGGGCUAAUGGCUGCUCUUGUAUAAAUGUUGAUUUUUCUUUUGUUUUUUAAAGUGCUGAAAUGGAUGAUUCCAUCUCAACUUGAUUAGAAGUUAAGCUUAUAUACAAGUCCAUUUUAAAAUGAUCUUAAUGCUGUAUAUGAAGAGCAGUAGACAGAAUUGAACAAAAGCUUUCAGCCUCCCACAACUUUGGCUCAGAUUCCUUUACUACUGUUGCAGAAUAGAACAUUGUCACAAAAGUAGGAGAUUCUGUGGCCAUACUAAUGACACUUGUGAAGAUGCUUGAGCUAUGAAAAACAACACUGCCUGCUUUCUGAGUGUGGGCAAGAUACUGGAUUCCAAAUGAAACAACUGAGAAUUAAGUACCUGUAUGAGAACAUGGAAAAGCUCCUGACGGAAGAAACUGAUAUCCCAGGCUGCAGUGUGGCUUUUCUGUACCCUUCAAAGCACCUACCUAAAAUGGACAACUUGCAGAUAAUGCUGUUGGAUAGCUCUGCAGUACCUGUCUACAGCUGCCACAUUUGAGACAAUGCAUGUUUAUGUUAGCCUUUGGUUGAACCUGCUGCGCUUGCAGUAAGUUUUCUUUAGCCUCCCACUGAAAAUGGAAAAAAAAAUAUUAAAAGUGAGGAUGUCUGAAAAGACA